AUGGAUAAUAAAGGCAUAUUAAAUGAAAUAUCCCCGGUGUUUCGACCUUAUAUUCAAAACUUAUAUCAUGAUUUGGAACUAGGAUUAUGCAAGGCUAAAGUUGACCUAGAGAAAGUUGGUGGCAACUGUGACAAUGCAGAGACCCAAUUCAGGCUUAUUCUACCAUACUGCUCCAAAAAACUCAAAUGGGAAGUAAUAUUUGAUUCUUCUACACCUUGGUUUGCUCCUGAUUUUAGAUUUGAUGAUGAUAGUUUUCUCAGUAAUACCGAUAACGAAUUUUUGACGAAAAAUGUUCCUAGUCUUUCAAAUUGGAAUGCUAGUGAUCCAAAAGCAUUGGGUGAUGUUAUUAAUGAAUUAAUAAGGCUUUACAAAUCACACCAGGUAAAAAAGUUAAGUGAAGAUGACUCCCGUGCUUCUUUCGAAUACAGUGCUCUUCUGGGUAAUGCUUAUAUUUCUGAACAUGAUAUUGAGGUUUGGGUUGGGGGGCAUAUAGCUGAAUUCUUAAUUAAGCUGAAAGUGGAUACAUCAAAGUUACCAGAAUUGUAUGAUGAACGAACUGAAGAUAAUCCCGGCAUUGACACAGCUCUUCUACUAGUCCGAUAUCCAAAUUCCACAAAUGCAGAACUGGUGUUGUCACCAUUUCUAUCAAAGUGUCUAGGGAAUAUAUCAUUGCCUCUAAUGCAUCAAUCCGGAGUACUAAUGGAUUAUGUUCCCAUGGUUACAGAUCUCUUAAAUAACAAGAUUCAAGACUUACUAGAUAAUGACAAAUUAAAACGGGAGCUUUUGGCGCAGUUAAUCGUAAAAUAUGAAGGUGCCAUUUUGGAGCAUGACGCCAGCAGUGCUGCUUUUCUUUUUGAAAUGAGUGAUUUUUAUUGGAUAUUGCAAAUUGAUAUAGGUGUUAAAUUUCCGGAAAGACCACCACUUCUGACUUUGCGAUCAGUUUAUCACAGCAAUAAAGGAAAACCAAAAUUCAAGGUUUUAUCUGCUUGCCCGUACAAUAAUUUUGAGGGGUACAUUGAACAACAAGCAGAAAUUUUCAAAAAUGAAUGCAAGGGUGUGAUACCAACCAAUCAGCUUCUAAGUAUAGAUAAUUAA
Molecule: messenger RNA, 1095 nt
Organism: Parnassius apollo (apollo)
Lineage: Eukaryota; Metazoa; Arthropoda; Insecta; Lepidoptera; Papilionidae
Source: the annotation of a GenBank genome assembly